This is a messenger RNA of Elephantulus edwardii (Cape elephant shrew), 3204 nucleotides long. RefSeq names its product valyl-tRNA synthetase 2, mitochondrial (gene VARS2). Gene Ontology annotation, cellular component: cytosol. The transcript has 29 exons. Gene Ontology annotation, molecular function: ATP binding; valine-tRNA ligase activity; aminoacyl-tRNA deacylase activity. Gene Ontology annotation, biological process: valyl-tRNA aminoacylation. Lineage: Eukaryota; Metazoa; Chordata; Mammalia; Macroscelidea; Macroscelididae. The record is from RefSeq and is a predicted model, not a curated record. Bases 13 to 3204 code for a protein of 1063 amino acids.
GAGAUACUCCUGAUGCCACAUGUGCCCCUGGCUUCUUUUCGACUGCCACUUUGGGGGCUGCGGCCCUCCGCGGCCUUCCCCCGGAUUCGGCCUGUGUCCACCCAGCCAGAGCCCCAUGGAUCCUCCAUCUCCAGGAGGAACCGUGAAGCAAAACAGAAGCGCCUGCGGGAGAGGCAGGCAGCGCUGGAGGCUGGGAUAACGAGGAAGGACAAGUCACCUGCAGGAUCCAGUAAGGCCUGGGCUCCUAAGGAGAAAGUUUUGUAUGAAAUUCCCACGGAACCCGGUGAAAAGAAAGAUGUCUCCAGUCCUCUGCCUCCUGCAUACAGCCCCCAAUAUGUUGAGGCUUCCUGGUAUUCCUGGUGGGUACGAGAGGGCUUCUUCAAACCAGAGUAUCAGGUACGACUGCCCCAGGCCACAGGGGAGACCUUCUCUAUGUGUAUCCCACCUCCUAAUGUCACUGGGUCUCUGCACAUUGGCCAUGCACUCACGGUGGCCAUACAGGAUGCCCUCGUGCGCUGGCACCGGAUGCGUGGGGAUCAGGUGCUGUGGGUCCCUGGUUCAGAUCACGCGGGAAUAGCUACGCAAGCUGUGGUGGAGAAACAGCUGUGGAAAGAGCGGGGUGUGAGGAGACAUGAUCUGAGCCGGGAAGCCUUCCUGAAGGAGGUGUGGAAGUGGAAGGAGGAGAAGGGUGGAGAGAUUUGUGAGCAGCUCCGCAUGCUGGGAGCCUCCUUGGACUGGGAUCGAGAGUGCUUCACCAUGGACGCUGGCUCCUCGGUGGCCGUGACUGAAGCUUUUGUGCGACUCUACAAGGAGGGCCUUUUGUACCGGAACCGGCAGCUUGUCAACUGGUCAUGUGCUCUAAGAUCAGCCAUCUCUGAUAUUGAGGUGGAGAGCCGGCCCCUUUCAGGUCGCACAGAGCUUCGUGUGCCCGGCUGCCCCACCCCAGUUCCUUUUGGCCUCCUCAUUUCUGUCGCCUUCCCUGUGGAUGGAGAGCCUGGAGAAGAGGUUGUGGUAGGAACCACGAGACCAGAGACGUUGCCUGGAGACGUGGCUGUGGCUGUUCAUCCCGAUGACUCCCGAUACACACAUCUGCAUGGGCGGCAGCUUCGUCACCCCUUGACAGGGCAGUUUCUCCCUCUCAUCACCGACUCUGCUGUCCAGCCACAUGUGGGCACAGGAGCCGUGAAGGUGACUCCAGCUCACAGCCCUGCUGACGCUGAGAUGGGAACCCGGCACGGCUUGAGCCCCCUGAGUGUCAUCGCAGAGGAUGGGACCAUGACCUCAGUCUGCGGGGACUGGCUGCAGGGUGUUCACCGGUUUGUGGCCCGGGAGAAGGUUAUGUCUGCAUUGAGUGAGCGGGGGCUAUUUCGAGGGCUCCAAAGCCACCCCAUGGUGCUGCCCAUCUGCAGCCGAUCUGGGGAUGUGAUUGAAUACCUACUGAAGAGCCAGUGGUUUGUCCGUUGCCGAGAAAUGGGGGACCAGGCCGCCACGGCCAUGGAGUCGGGGGCCUUGGAGUUCCAGCCACCCUUCCACCAGAAGAAUUGGCAGCGCUGGUUUUCACACAUUGGGGACUGGUGUGUCUCCCGGCAGCUGUGGUGGGGCCAUCGGAUCCCUGCCUACCUGGUCGUAGAGGAACAGGCAGAGGGAGAUGGGGAAGGCUGUUGGGUGGUUGGACGGUCAGAGGCUGAGGCAAGACAAGCAGCUGCCGAGCUAACUGGGAGACCAGGGGCGGAGCUGACCCUGGAGAGGGAUCCUGAUGUCCUGGACACAUGGUUCUCUUCAGCUCUCUUCCCCUUUUCUUCUCUGGGCUGGCCACGAGAGACCCCUGACCUCACUCGAUUUUACCCUCUCUCACUUUUGGAGACGGGCAGUGACCUCCUGCUGUUCUGGGUGGGCCGCAUGGUCAUGUUGGGGACCCAGCUCACAGGGAAGCUCCCUUUCAACAAGGUGCUUCUUCACUCCAUGGUUCGGGACCGGCAGGGCCGCAAGAUGAGCAAAUCCCUGGGGAAUGUGCUGGACCCUCGAGAUCUCAUCACGGGGACGGAGCUGCAGGUGCUGCAGGAGAAGCUGAAGAAUGGGAACCUGGACCCCACAGAGCUGGCAGUCGCAGCUGCUGCUCAGAGAAAGGACUUCCCUCACGGGAUCCCUGAGUGUGGGACGGAUGCCUUGAGAUUCACUCUGUGCUCCCAUGGAGCCAUGGGGGGCGACCUGAACCUGUCUGUCUCAGAGGUCUUGAACUCCCGACAUUUCUGCAACAAGAUCUGGAAUGCUCUGCGUUUUAUCCUCAAUGUCCUAGGGGAGAAAUUUGUACCUCAGCCUGCAGAGGAGCUGUGUCCUUCAUCCCCCAUGGAUGCCUGGGUCCUGAGCCGCCUGGCCUUCACUGCCCGGGAGUGUGAGCGGGGCUUCCUCACCCAGGAGCUCUCUCUCAUCACACACACCCUGCACCACUUCUGGCUCCACAACCUCUGUGACAUCUACCUGGAGGCAGUGAAGCCGGUGCUGGCCCACACCCCCCGCCCCUCAGAGCCUGCGCAGGUCCUGUUCUCCUGCGCUGACGUCGGCCUCCGCCUCCUUGCUCCACUCAUGCCCUUCCUGGCCGAGGAGCUCUGGCAGCGUCUGCCCACCAGGCCAGGCUGCCCUUCUGCCCCCAGCAUCUGUGUUGCCCCAUACCCCAGUGCCCACAGCUUGGAACACUGGCGUCAGCCUGAGUUGGAGCAGUGCUUCUCCCGGGUCCAGGAGACGGUGCAGGCGCUUCGAGCUCUCCGAGCCACAUACCAGCUCACCAAGGCCCGGCCCCGAGUGCUAUUGCAGAGCUCGGAGCUGGGCGAGCAGGCCCUCCUGGAGAGCUUCCUGGAGCCGCUGGGCACCCUGGCCCACUGCGGGGCUGUGGGUCUCCUUCCGCCAGGCUCUGCUGUUCCCUCUGGCUGGGUCCAGGCUCCACUCAGUGAUACCACUCAGAUCUUCAUGGAGCUACAGGGCCUGGUGGACCCCCAGACCCAUCUACCUCUGCUGGCAGCCCGAAGACACAAGUUACAGAAGCAGCUUGAGGGCCUCAUAGCCCAGACCCCAUCGCAGGGGGAGACUGAUACUCAGAGGCAGCAAAGGCUUUCUUCCCUCCAGUUGGAGUUGUUGAAACUAGACAAGGCGGCCUCUCACCUGCGGCAGCUCAUGGAGGAACCUCAGCCCCAGAGCUCUGAGUCCUAG